Boeremia exigua is the source of this 816-nucleotide messenger RNA. RefSeq names its product glycosyl hydrolase family 61-domain-containing protein. The record is from RefSeq and is a predicted model, not a curated record. Bases 1 to 816 code for a protein of 271 amino acids. The transcript has 2 exons. NCBI's taxonomy places the organism in Eukaryota, Fungi, Ascomycota, Dothideomycetes, Pleosporales, Didymellaceae.
AUGAGAUUCCUCACUUCUACCAUCCUCGCUCUAAUCACCACCCUCGCCUCUGCACACUACAACUUCGAGCGGCUGAUCGUCAACGGCAAGACUACCGAACCAUACGAGUAUGUCCGCGCGCUAGGCCCCACAGUCAGCAACAGCCCCUUCUACGAUGUCACGCACCCCGAUAUCCGCUGCAACAGCGGCUCCUUCGCCGCCGCAUCGAAGACCAAGACCUAUCUCGUGAAAGCCGGCGACACGCUCGGAUUCACUGUGCGCGAUGUGUUGGGCCACCCGGGCCCGCUAUUCGCGUACAUGAGCAAGAGCACUGUUGCCAAUGUCAGCGCGUACCAGGGCGAGGGUGACUGGUUCAAGAUCUAUGAGAUGGGCGUCAAUACGUACGCAAACUACAGUGCUGCGAUGACGUGGUUGAGCGAUGGCUGGACCAAGUUCGACUUCAAGAUUCCCAAGGACAUUGAGAACGGACAGUACCUGCUGCGUGCUGAGCAUAUCGCGGUGCACUCCGCAGGAGGUCCGGACGGCGCCGGUGCGCAGUUUUACAUCGGGUGUGCGCAGAUCGAGGUCAGUGGUGCGACUGGGAAGAAGCCGAGUCCUGUGGGCAAGUUCCCUGGAAUCUAUACCUCGCGUGACCCGGGAAUUUACUUCAGCCCCUACUGGCCACCUGUGGUCAACUACACGAUGCCUGGCCCAAAGGUUUACCCUGAUGGUGGCUCGUUCCCGGCUUUCACCGCGGACCCAGCGAAACCUGUCGCUACGCAGCCGCUUCCAGCGUCGUUUGCGGGUGCAAAACCUACUGCGGCCUUCGUCGCAUAA